Molecule: messenger RNA, 5632 nt
Organism: Sus scrofa (pig)
Lineage: Eukaryota; Metazoa; Chordata; Mammalia; Artiodactyla; Suidae
Source: RefSeq, a predicted model, not a curated record
GCUCAAGCGAUGAAGGAAAAGUGCCCUCAGAGGACCAGGACGGCGUGCUCUGGGUUGUGACUCCCCAAGUGGAGGUGGAGCAGAGGGCUCAGCCUUUCCAGGAGGGACUAAGGAGGACUUAUUAUUACAAUAAAUCAGUCUCACUUCAUUGGCUGCAAAUGGUGGAGUGGUGUGACCAUAUGUCACUUGGGCAUUAAACAAAUCCUAAUGAGCUAAGAAUAUGUUUGUUUUAGCUAAUUGACCUCUUUGGCCUUCAUCAACCACUUGGUAAACAUCCUCAGAUAAUGAUUUCCAGAGAGCAGAUUGUGGCUCCUGGGCAUGCUGAUGAGGCCCCCUGGCCCCAAGACCACCUCCUCUGGCUGCCUGCCCAGUGCUGCCUUGCCCAAGGAAGAUGCCCUGGCGGUAACACGGCCAAGGGAGAAGAGUAGAGCCAGGCAGCUCUCCAGGGCCCAUCCCUGGCUAUGUGACCACACUCUGAGCCAUAGUCCUCUCAUCUGUUAAGUCAGGGAAGUGCCCACCCCCAGAGAAAUGGGAAGACAAAUCAGGGGUUCUAGCGUCUAGGCUUCAUGGGGGCUAUUCUUGGAAAUCUGUGGCAAGUCAGUCGCAAGCUGGACCAUGCCAUUUCCAUGCAAAGGUGCAGGAGUCCAGCAGUUUACCUGGGCCUGGCUCACGUGCUCCCUGUAGUGGGGUAACUACAGGCCCCAUCUGAAUCCCUGUGGGGCCUGACACCACAGAGACCCAAGUCCCCUAACUUGGUUCUCCCUGCAAGCAGGGGUGGGGAGCUUCUUUAGCCAGGAGAAUGGACUCUCAUUAGAACUCAGAGCUAACUUCAUCCUCCCUGGAAUCACCAACCCCAUCAUCACGCCCCACGACAAAGUUCGGACAUUUCAUCCCUCUUAUGUGAAAGCUGUUGGCGGGGUGCAGGGGGUGGGGAAUGACUUCGGUUCCCUGGGUACACUGGAAAGACAUAGGAAUAACUUUCAAGCCCUGAGGUGGAUGGAGCCUCGGACUCAACAGGGGUACAUUAUGAGUGACUGUGCCUCCCAUCCCAGCUGCUUCUCGCUGCCCUCACAUCCCACCACCAGGAUGGUGGGCUUAGUUAGCUAGAGAACUCUUUCUUCAGCCAGAAAACAGAGAGAUUAUCUAACACAGAGAAUUUGUCAGUGAGUGCUUCCUUCUUGCCUGACACUGUGAAGUGCCUUACACAUAUUUUCUCACUUAAUUUGCACAAUAAGCAAGAUGCUUCCCUAAGGUCACAGAGUGAGGGGGUCAGAACCAGGCCUCCAACAAGUUCUACCUAAUUCCAGAGGUGUGGGUCACCUAGCACAGUGAGGAAAUGCUCCUUUCUUGCAGGUUAAUCUGCUUUGCAGAUGAAGACUGUCAGCAUAUAAAGCACGGAGCACAGUGCCUGGCAUGUGGCAGUAAUUCAAAAUAAAUGGUAGUUAUUCACGUUGUGGUGCAGCCAGAUGAGAUGCAGCAUACCUUCUGGGUCAAACCACUUCCGCCCCUUUGCCCCAGUCCUCAGGGCUGACGCACUUGAAUUAGACAGGAUUAAAGGCUUACCAGAGCUGGAAGCUGCACCCCAACUCCCGUGUUUAGCCCCAGACCUUCUGUCCACCGGCUGAGAAGGACGCAGGAGAAAGGCAGCCACACAGAGCAGUGCUGUGGCCUUGAUCUCGGUCAAGAGAGAUUUUGCGCAGGAGCCAGCUCUCCCUCUGGAUCCCCAUGCCGAGAAAAUGGGCCCUGCUCCUGCCCAUGCUGCUCUGCAGCCUAACUGGCCCCACACACAUGUUCCAGUCAAGCCUGGUGCUGGACACAGCCAAGAUCCUCUUGGAUAACUAUUGCUUCCCGGAGAAUCUGAUGGGGAUGCAGGAAGCCAUCGAGCAGGCCACCAAGAGUCCUGAGAUCUUAGCCAUCACCGACCCUCAGACUCUGGCUCAUGUGUUGACAGCUGGGGUGCAGAACUCCUUGAACGACCCUCGCCUGAUCAUCUCCUAUGAGCCCAGCACCCUCGAGGUUACCCCGAAAGCCCCGGCACUCAGGAACCUCACACUAGAGGAACUCAUUGAGGGGCUGCACAAUAGUCUCCGCCAUGAGGUUCUGGAAGGCAAUGUGGGCUACCUGCGGGUGGACGACAUCCCAGGCCAGGAGGUGAUGAACAAGCUGGGGAGCUUCCUGGUAGUCAACGUCUGGGAAAAGCUAAUGGGCACCUCUGCCUUGGUGCUAGACCUCCGGCACUGCACCAGGGGCCACGUUUCUGGCAUCCCCUAUGUCAUCUCCUACCUGCACCCAGGGAACACGGUCCUGCACGUGGACACCGUCUAUGACCGUCCCUCCAAUACGACCACUGAGAUCUGGACCCUGCCCGAAGUCCUGGGAGACAGGUACAGUGCGGAUAAGGACGUGGUGGUCCUCACCAGCAGCCACACAGGGGGCGUGGCUGAGGACAUCGCCUACAUCCUCAAACAGAUGCGCAGGGCCAUUGUGGUCGGCGAGCGAACUGUGGGGGGUGCCCUGGACCUCCAGAAGCUGAGGAUAGGCCAGUCCGACUUCUUUCUCACCGUGCCUGUGUCCAGGUCCCUGGGGCCCCUGGGUGAGGGCAGCCAGACAUGGGAGGGCAGCGGAGUGCUGCCUUGUGUAGGGACACCAGCCGAGCAGGCCCUGGAGAAAGCCCUGGCCAUCCUCAAGUUGCGUCGUGCCCUUCCAGGAGUGAUCCAGCGCCUACAGGAGGUCCUGCAGGAAUACUACACGCUGGUGGACCGUGUGCCAGCCUUGCUGCACCACCUGGCCAGUAUGGACCUGUCCUCGGUGGUCUCCGAGGAGGAUCUGGUCACUAAGCUCAACGCUGGCCUGCAGGCUGUGUCUGAGGACCCCAGGCUCCUGGUGCAGGUGGUCAAGUCCAAAGAACCCUCUUCUGAGCCCAAGGAUGAAGCUGAGGAACCGCCAGAGGUGAUCCCAGAAGUGCCCGAGGACGAGGCUGCCCGGCGGGCCCUGGUAGACGCCGUGUUCCAGGUGUCUGUGCUUCCAGGCAACGUGGGCUACCUGCGCUUUGACAGUUUUGCUGACGCCUCGGUGCUGGGGGUGCUGGCCCCGUACAUUGUGCACCAGGUGUGGGAGCCCCUGCAGGACACGGAGCACCUCAUCAUGGACCUGCGCCAGAACCCCGGGGGGCCGUCCACCGCUGUGCCCCUACUGCUCUCCUACUUCCAGGGCCCCGACCCCGGCCCCGUGCGCCUCUUUACCACCUACGAUCGCCGCACCAAUGUCACACAGGAGCACUACAGCCACACAGAGCUGCUGGGCCAGCGCUACAGCACCCAGGGUGGAGUGUACCUGCUCAUCAGCCACCGCACUGCCACUGCAGCCGAGGAGCUGGCCUUCCUCAUGCAGUCACUGGGCUGGGCCACGCUGGUGGGCGAGAUCACCGCAGGCAGCCUGCUGCACACACACACGGUGCCCCUACUGGAGACAACCGAGGGCGGCCUUUCGCUCACAGUGCCCGUGCUGACCUUCAUCGACAACCACGGAGAGUGCUGGCUGGGGGGUGGCGUGGUCCCUGAUGCCAUUGUGCUGGCAGAGGAAGCCCUGGACAGAGCUCAGGAAGUGCUGGAGUUCCACCGAAGCCUGGGGGAGUUGGUGGAGGGCACCGGGCACCUGCUGGAGGCACACUAUGCUCGGCCAGAGGUCGUGGGGCAGACGGGUGCCCUGCUGCGAGCCAAGCUGGCCCAGGGGGCCUACCGCACAGCGGUGGACCUGGAGUCGCUAGCCUCCCAGCUCACAGCCGACCUGCAAGAGAUGUCUGGGGACCACCGUCUGCUGGUGUUCCACAGCCCAGGUGAGAUGGUGGCUGAGGAGGUGCCUCCCCCACCCCCCGUUGUCCCCUCCCCAGAGGAGCUCUCCUAUCUCAUCGAGGCCCUGUUCAAGACGGAGGUGUUACCUGGCCGGCUGGGCUACCUGCGUUUUGAUGCCAUGGCCGAGCUGGAGACAGUGAAGGCCAUUGGGCCACAGCUGGUGCAGCUGGUGUGGCAGAAGUUGAUAGACACGGCCGCACUGGUUGUUGACCUGCGCUACAACCCUGGCAGCUACUCCACGGCUGUGCCGCUGCUCUGCUCCUACUUCUUUGAGGCGGAGCCCCGCCAGCAUCUCUACUCUGUCUUUGACAGGGCCACGUCAAGGGUCAUGGAGGUGUGGACAGUGCCCCAGGUGGCCGGUCAGCGCUACGGGCCCCAAAAGGACCUCUACAUCCUGGUCAGCCACACCAGUGGGUCAGCGGCUGAGGCUUUUGCUCAUACCAUGCAGGAUCUUCAGCGUGCCACCAUCAUUGGGGAACCCACGGCUGGAGGGGCACUCUCUGUGGGCAUCUACCAGGUGGGCAGCAGCCCCUUAUAUGCCUCCAUGCCCACGCAGAUGGCCCUGAGUGCCAGCACCGGCGAGGCCUGGGACCUGGCUGGGGUGGAGCCAGACAUCACCGUGCCCAUGAGUGUGGCCCUCUCCACAGCCCGAGACAUAGUGGCCCUGCGUGCCAAGGUGCCCACUGUGCUGCAGACAGCUGGGAAGCUGGUAGCAGAUAACUAUGCCUCCCCUGAAAUGGGGGCCAAGAUAGCAGUCAAGCUGAGCCGACUACAGAGCCGCUAUGCCAGGGUGACCUCAGAAGCCUCCCUGGCUGAGAUGCUGGAGGCUGACCUGCAGCUUCUGUCUGGAGACCCACACCUGAAGACAGCCCACAUCCCUGAGGAUGCCAAGGACCGCAUUCCUGGGAUUGUGCCCAUGCAGAUCCCUUCCCCUGAAGUCUUUGAAGACCUGAUCAAGUUUUCCUUCCACACUAACGUGCUCGAGGGCAACAUUGGCUACUUGAGGUUUGACAUGUUUGGGGACCGUGAGCUGCUCACCCAGGUCUCCGAGCUGCUGGUGGAGCACGUCUGGAAGAAGAUUAUACACACGGAUGCCCUGAUUAUCGACAUGAGGUUCAACAUCGGUGGCCCCACAUCCUCCAUCUCAGCCCUGUGUUCCUACUUCUUUGACGAAGGCCCUCCUAUUCUCCUGGACAAGAUCUAUAACCGGCCCAAUGACUCUGUCAGCGAGCUCUGGACCCACACACAUCUCACAGGUGGAAGCUAUGGCUCCAAGAAGAGUAUCAUCAUUCUGACCAGCAGUUUGACGGCAGGCGCUGCAGAGGAAUUUACCUACAUCAUGAAGAGGCUGGGCCGGGCACUGGUCAUCGGGGAGGUGACCAGCGGGGGCAGCCAGCCCCCGCAAACCUACCACGUGGAUGACACCAACCUCUAUAUCACCAUUCCCACGGCCCGCUCAGUGGGGGCUGCAGAUGGCAGCUCCUGGGAAGGGGUGGGUGUGGUGCCUGAUGUGGCUGUCCCUGCGGAAGGAGCCCUUGCCAGAGCCCAGGAGAUGCUCCAGCACACCCUGCUGAGGGCAAGGCGGAGCCUCCGUGGGCAGCGCCUCCGUAGGCAGCGCCAGGGGCGGGCGGGACCUCUGGGCCACAUCCAAAGGACACUCGGACAUGAGGUCCUGACCGAGGCCCCCAAGGGAUGGAAAAGGGGCCUUCUGCACUCCAGUUGGGCAUAGAGUCAGAGGUACCCUUGGAGCUCAGCUAUCUACUCUCUUCCCCACUGCCAGU